Stylophora pistillata is the source of this 1161-nucleotide messenger RNA. RefSeq names its product protein mono-ADP-ribosyltransferase PARP14. The record is from RefSeq and is a predicted model, not a curated record. Gene Ontology annotation, molecular function: transcription corepressor activity; NAD+ poly-ADP-ribosyltransferase activity. NCBI's taxonomy places the organism in Eukaryota, Metazoa, Cnidaria, Anthozoa, Scleractinia, Pocilloporidae. Gene Ontology annotation, cellular component: nucleus; cytoplasm. Gene Ontology annotation, biological process: negative regulation of gene expression.
AUGUCUGAGAGCGCAUUUGUUGCAGCUAAUACCAAGUAUGAAGACGAAGAAGAUAGCUGCAAUGGCGCAGAGGACGAAGAAGGCGACGAUUUUAAUGGUGAUGAUGAAAAUGAAGGUGAAGUACGCACCUCUGUAGCUAACGAUUCCCCUCUGCAAACAAAACAUGGACAUAAAAUAUCAUGGAAAAUAGGAAACAUUGAGGCAGAGAAGGCUGAUUUAUUGGUCAGUUCCCAAGGAGCAUGUGCUCGGGCAAUCAUUAAGGCUGGUGGUCCAAAAGUAGCAUCUCCAAAGAUUGGUGACGUCACGGUAUCUGGUGGUUUUGCCUCCGUCAGUCACGUAAUCCACAUCCAGUGCUGCGCUUGGAAUGGAAGCCGAGGCGAAAAGACAUUACAGGGACUUGUUCGAAAGUGUCUGGAGAAAAGUGAAGAGCUAGGAGCGACGUCCAUUGCAUUUCCUGUAAUAGGUACCGGCAAACUAAACUUCCCCAGUAAUGUAGCCUCUAGACUAAUGUUGGAAGAAGCAAUUACCUUCUGCGAAGCUCACCCCACAUCAUCUACGCAGGAUAUUCGAUUUGUUGUUUACCAGCAAGAUCAAGCCUUAACUGCUGCUUUCAAACAAGAGAUGGACAAAUUAAGAGUUCACCAAAACGUACAUAAGGCCUUAAAAAAGACUCCCGUGCUUAUUGAAGUGGUUCACGGUGACUUGUGCCAGGAGAAAACGGACGCCAUUGUGAAUAUCGUCCGCAGGGACUUGAAUAUGGACAAAGCCGGAAUGGUGAGCAAGACGAUAAAGGUGCUGGGCGGCCAGCAGAUACAAGAUGAGUUGAAUAAGUUCCAACAGCAACCGUGUGGAUUAGCGGUGAUGACCACUGGUGGAAAGCUACCAUCAAACCACAUAAUACACCUUAUAUCCGACUCAGCAAAUAAAGACCAUCUCCAACAGUGCUUGGAAAGGUGUCUUCAGCUUGCAGAAACACAUGGUCUUGGCUCCGUUUCCAUCCCCGCUGUUGGAACUGGAGGAUUCCAAAUGUCUGCUGUAGACUCCGCUAACGUGAUAUACCAAGCACUGAACAACUGCUGCAAAAGUUUUAAAUCUGUGCACACAGUAAGGAUUAUUAUCUUUCAAGUCCAAAUGAUGCAGGCAUUUCAGCAUAUCACAUAG